Molecule: messenger RNA, 2263 nt
Organism: Guyanagaster necrorhizus
Lineage: Eukaryota; Fungi; Basidiomycota; Agaricomycetes; Agaricales; Physalacriaceae
Product: protein phosphatase 2A regulatory B subunit
Exons: 7
Coding region: 105-2117 (670 amino acids)
Biological process (GO): signal transduction
Cellular component (GO): protein phosphatase type 2A complex
Molecular function (GO): protein phosphatase regulator activity
Source: RefSeq, a predicted model, not a curated record
CACAAUUGUCACGGAUCUGCUCCAUCGACUUUCCAUCGAUCCAAGCACUCAACGACGCCAGCAGUUGCACCCUUUACUGGCAUAUCAGUGUCUUCCUUUCUACCAUGAAGGGCCUCAAGAAAACAUUGCUCAACCGGAAAGGCUCCCAAACGUCGCAGGAAAGCCCAUCCAAGAAGGAGUCCAAAGCGAAUCAUUCCUCUGCGCCUUUACCGCCGCCACCCAAUACAGCAAAGCCGCUCCCUGUUCUAGGUGGCUCUGCCGUUGCCAGUGCUCUAAAUACGCAACCGCGGUCUGCUUCGCCAGCUUCCACAAGUCCAAGCGUUCCAGAUCGCAGACAGUCUGCUGAAGCGCCAGCACCUCCCUCAAUUGUCGUCGUCAGCUCCGAUAAUGGACAUGAUCCUGUUCAUCGUCCUCCUCAUUUCGGCGGUCAGCCAGAGAGACAUCCCCCUCCUGAUGCAAUACCACCACGCGCAACCCUCAAUCGUCUCCGGGCUGGUCCUAAGGAUACUAUACCAAUCGUCGGGAAACCUCCGAGGAAGCAAAGAAGCAGUCGUUUUGUUGUUACCGAGAGGGUUGAGAUUGAACGGUUGCCUCCAUUCAUGGAAACUGCUCCAAGUGAACGUCCUCAGUUAUUUAUACGAAAGCUCCAUCAAUGCCGCGUCUUGUUUGAUUUUAAUGACGCAAGCUCGGAACUGAAAGGCAAGCAGAUUAAGGCCCAAACUCUACACGAGAUGCUGGAGUACAUCACUACUCAGAGGGGCGUCAUCACUGAGAGUGUAUACCCGGAAGUUGUCAAUAUGUUUGCUUCCAACCUCUUCAGAUCCAUACCCCCACCUGUAAAUCCGACUGGUGAUGCUUUUGACCCUGAAGAAGAUGAACCGGUUCUUGAACUUGCAUGGCCGCACCUUCAAAUCGUUUACGAGUUCUUUCUGCGUUUUAUCGAAAGCCCUGAUUUCAACACAAAUAUGGCUAAACGCUACAUCGACCAACCUUUCGUCCUCAAUCUUCUUGAACUCUUUGAUUCUGAAGAUCCUCGGGAGCGCGACUUUCUCAAAACUACACUGCAUCGCAUCUAUGGAAAAUUCCUUAACCUCCGCGCCUUCAUACGACGGUCUAUCAACAAUGUAUUCUUCCAUUUCGUCUACGAAACUGAACGGCACAAUGGUAUUGCGGAGCUACUGGAAAUUCUAGGGUCUAUCAUCAACGGUUUUGCGUUGCCUCUCAAAGAAGAGCACAAGAUCUUCCUUACUCGGGUGCUCAUUCCGCUACACAAGGUGAAAAGCCUUUCGCUGUACCACCCGCAAUUGGCGUAUUGCGUUGUUCAGUUUUUGGAGAAGGAUCCAGCAUUAGCCGAAGAAGUUAUGAUGGGCUUGUUGAAGUACUGGCCAAAGGUGAAUUCACCAAAGGAAGUCAUGUUCCUAAACGAAGUAGAGGAAGUUCUGGACGUGACGGAUCCGGUCGAAUUUCAAAAAAUACAGGUUGCCCUUUUCCACCAGCUUGCUCGCUGUAUCAACAGCCAACACUUCCAAGUGGCUGAGCGGGCACUGUUGUAUUGGAAUAAUGAGUAUGUUGUGAACUUAAUGAGCGACAAUCUUGCCAUCAUUCUGCCGAUUGUGUUCCCUGCGCUGUAUACUAAUUCAAAAUCCCACUGGAAUCGAACGAUCCAUGGAAUGGUGUACAAUGCAUUGAAGUUAUUCAUGGAGAUCAACCCCGAUCUUUUCGACGAUUCAAUGCAACAGUUCAAGGAGAGGCAGUACAGAGAACAACAGCAUGCUGUUGACCGUUACAACGCGUGGCAGAAGAUGCGGGAAAAAGCGCUGCGCAACGCUCCCGGAGGCAAGAUGCCUGUAGGCUAUCACGAAAUUCCGCAUGUGCCUCCACCACCCCCACCGACCGUCGACGACAACGAUAUUAUGGAUCUAUCUAUGGAGCUCAACGCGGCCUCAAUUGAUGAUGUAACGGGUGAUCUAGACGAACGCGGGAUUGAGCGGGUACCUAUGGCGGAUCCAGGAUUGGACCGAACAUAUCCCGACGUCGGGACCACUGAACUAACAUCAGGUCAAAGCCCACAUGUGCGGCGCAAAAGUGUUCUCCCAGGUGCGUGCCUCUUUUUUUAAACUAGGAUCAGUCGUUGUCAACGAUUGUCUUCAGUUGAUCCCAGUGUGUUACGCGACUUGCAGGCACAUCGAAGCCUUGACGAUGUUGCAGGUCAGAACAUAACUGAUGGCGGGAUGGGAUCGUACCCGGGAGCAUCGAGUUACUC